AUGUUCAAGCUCGCACGUAGCCGGCCCUUUGCGGCUUUGAAGUCCACCAAGACCUACUCCCCGUCACGAUUAGCUGGUGUUGCGCAACAGAAGAGAGCUUUGAGUAUACAUGAGUAUCUCUCUGCAGAUCUCUUGAGACAGUACGGCAUUGGUGUUCCCCAAGGUUCAGUUGCGAAAACUGCUGCCGAAGCCGAGGCCAUUGCGAAGAAGAUUGGCGGCGAUGAUAUGGUUAUCAAGGCACAGGUUCUUGCCGGAGGACGAGGAAAGGGCACAUUCGACAAUGGCUUAAAGGGAGGUGUUCGCGUUAUCUACUCUCCAACAGAGGCCAAGAUGUUCGCAGAACAGAUGAUCGGCCACAAGCUUGUAACCAAGCAAACUGGAGCCCAGGGACGUAUCUGCAGCUCCGUCUACAUCUGCGAGCGUAAAUUCGCCCGCCGAGAGUUCUAUCUGGCGAUUUUGAUGGAUCGUGCUUCUCAGGGACCAGUUAUCGUGUCUUCAUCGCAAGGAGGCAUGGAUAUCGAGAACGUUGCAAAGGAGACACCCGAGGCUAUCACUACUACACAUGUGGACAUCCACAAGGGCGUCACCGAUGAGAUGGCACGAAAGAUCGCUACUGAUCUCGGUUUCAGCGAGCAAUGCAUCGAGGACGCCAAGGAUACCAUCCAGAAGCUGUACAAGGUCUUCAUGGAGAAAGAUGCGACCCAGAUCGAGAUCAAUCCUCUCUCUGAGACCUCCGACCAUCAGGUUCUUGCCAUGGAUGCCAAGCUUGGUUUUGAUGACAACGCUGACUUCCGCCAAAAGGAGGUCUUCUCGUGGCGCGACACCGCCCAAGAGGAUGCCGAUGAGGUCAAGGCAGCUGAGAGCGGAUUGAACUUUAUCAAGCUUGGGGGUGAUAUUGGAUGCUUAGUCAACGGUGCCGGUCUUGCGAUGGCCACCAUGGACAUCAUCAAGCUGAACGGGGGCGAGCCUGCCAACUUCCUAGAUGUUGGUGGUGGAGCUACUCCUCAAGCCAUCCGGGAGGCUUUCACCCUCAUCACCAGCGAUCCCAAGGUCACCGCUAUCUUCGUCAACAUUUUCGGGGGUAUUGUGAGAUGUGAUGCCAUUGCUCAGGGUCUGAUUAGUGUUGUCGAAAGCAUGAACCUUAGUAUCCCCAUCAUCGCCAGACUGCAAGGAACCAACAUGGAGGCUGCACACAAGUUGAUCAGCGAUGCUGGUCUCAAGAUCUUCUCUAUUGACGAUCUACAAACCGCAGCAGAGAAAUCUGUGCAGUUCUCGAAGGUUGUGAAGAUGGCUCGUGAAAUUGACGUGGGCGUUGAAUUCUCUCUUGGUAUUUGA
Messenger RNA from Drepanopeziza brunnea f. sp. 'multigermtubi' MB_m1, 1335 nucleotides. RefSeq lists its product as uncharacterized. Gene Ontology annotation, biological process: succinyl-CoA metabolic process; tricarboxylic acid cycle. Gene Ontology annotation, molecular function: metal ion binding; succinate-CoA ligase (ADP-forming) activity; ATP binding. Gene Ontology annotation, cellular component: mitochondrion; succinate-CoA ligase complex. The record is from RefSeq and is a predicted model, not a curated record. Lineage: Eukaryota; Fungi; Ascomycota; Leotiomycetes; Helotiales; Drepanopezizaceae.